AUGGAACCUGCCGUAUUUGGAAGAUGUGUGUUUAAGGACAAAACAGUUUCCAUUCCACUUCAAAGUGACUCAACUUUAAUGUUCUUGUGUUCUAAUAUAUGUUCAAGAUUCAAUGAGCUUGAGGUGGGGGCGUUUGAGAUGUCUUACCUCGUGCCGGAUCAUCCUCCAUGUGUACUAGAGACGGACUUAGAUGUGCGUGUAAUGUAUCUGUCCUUGAUGAAUGAGGAGAAAUAUACAGUUACAAUUACAAUUGCUAUUAAGGAGUUUCUAUUUCCUGAAAAGCAAAACGGUGUUGAUGAUGUGUUUUGUGGUGAUGGUAAUAUGCAUAAUGCUGAGGACGAUUUCAUUGGGAAAUAUGCAGCACCUUCUGGUCAUACAUACUUGUCUCAGGCUUGGAAGAGCUACAUCAAUCAUGUGGGUCAGAAGUUUAUUGGUGGGGUUAUUGAGUUCAGAGAAAAAUUGUGCAAGUAUGCGAUUGAGAAAGGUUUUAAGGUUAGGUACCUUAAAAAUGAAAAAGAGAGAGUGACUGCCCAGUGUUCUAAAAAAGUGUCUGAUGGUUGUAGGUGGCGUGUGCAUGCGUCAUUAUGUCCUGCAAAUGGGUUUUUUUACAUUCGGAGCCUGAACAACGAACACACUUGCAAAGGACGUAUCCGUGAACGUACGAGCAGCAUGAUGUCUUCGAAAAUUGUGUCCUCUGUUUUGGUUGACCAAAUCCAAUCUACACCAUUGAUUAAACCGAUCGAAAUUGUCAAGGAUUUCAAGAAAAACUAUGGGUUGGACAUUUCUUAUCACAAUGCAUGGUACGGGAAGGAAUUAGCAAAGAAAAGGGUCCAUGGUGAUGAGUCAUUGUCAUAUAAACACCUAGCUUGGUACGUGGGAGCGGUGUUGAGCUCAAACCCUGGUUCACGUUGUAUAUUGGAGUGUGACCCAGAGUCAUCCAGAUUCAAAAGGUUUUUCAUUUCCUUCCAUGCUUGCAUAGAAGGAUUUAGAUUUUGCAGGCCAUUAUUAUUCCUUGAUGGGACAUUUAUCAAGAACAAAUAUAAGGGGCACUUGCUUGCUGCUACUGGGAAAAAUGGCAACCAAGGUAUGUAUCCUUUAGCGUUUGCAGUCGUUGAUUCCGAAAAUGAAGAAAAUUGGACCUGGUUCCUCCAAAAUCUUGCAGAAAUUGUCAACCCCCAAGGAAGGACUAUUGCAUUCAUAUCUGAUCGUAACAAAGGGUUGCUUGAAGCACUACCCUUCGUGUUCCCACAUUCACUGCAUGCAUUUUGCUUCCACCAUUUGAAACACAAUGUCCUUGCCAGGUAUCCAUCAUCAUUGGGAAAGACAUAUCGUGAUUGGAUUGUUCAUCUUUUUGGUAAGUGUGCAUAUGCUCCAACGGAGGACGCAUUCGAAAUGCAUAUGAGAACGCUUAAGGAGGAGGGUGGUGCUGUAAUAAGAGAGUUUUUGAAAAACCUUCCAAAAGAAAAUUGGUCAGCUGCUUACUUUCCAGGUAAGAAAUAUGGUGAAAUGUGUUCCAAUGUAGCAGAGUCCUUUAAUGCAUGGAUUGUAGACCAACGUCAUUUGCCCAUUUACCAGUUGAUAGAUGGUAUAAGGAUCAAAAUUAUGGAAAUGAUUGCUCAAAGAAGACGUAUAGCAGAAGAAUGGAACACUUGCCUAUGUCCAGAAAUGGAGACAAGGUUAGAGGAAUUAUUGGAUAAUGGACGCCAUUGGGACGUAGUCGUUCUGUGUUACGACAUACCAAUCCUUCCCAUACCAGAUAUUGAUAGGCAUGCACAAGAGGAUUUGGGGGAAUCUUUUGUGAACCUGCCAUUGACAAAGAAACCACCAGGGAGACCCAAGGUGAAGCGUAUCAAAUCUUUGGGGGAACAAUUUCGGCCAGUAACAUGUAGCAGGUGCAGAAGACUCGGUCGUCACACCAAAAGAACAUGCACUGCCCAAAUUUGA
This is a messenger RNA of Prunus armeniaca (apricot), 1944 nucleotides long. The record is from the annotation of a GenBank genome assembly. NCBI's taxonomy places the organism in Eukaryota, Viridiplantae, Streptophyta, Magnoliopsida, Rosales, Rosaceae.